GUUCUCCUAAAUAGGUCCCAACCAACUCGAUCAAAUUUGUCGUGUUGCUGUUUCAUGUGGAGCACUACACAUAAGCUGGAAAGGAUGGCAAGCCAGCAGUAUCAGUUCAUCUGGCGGACUGUGGCCGCCAUCUCGAGUGGCUCCUUCAUUACUUACUGCACCAUGAAGCUGUGCAACAGCAGCAAUGCCGGAGACAUGCGGACAGUCAAGGGGCAGGUUCAUGACAUUGGUGGAGGAGGCGAUGGUAGCGAACUGUCACAAAUCGGCAAUGGCGCAUGGGCACACGACUGGGAUUGUCGAGCACCCAUGACGGUGCAGCCGGUGUCCGAGGAUCAGCAGCAGGAAUCGGAUGAUACUAAGAGCAUGCCCGUGGCUCUACGUCAUAUUGUGCUGGUACGGCAUGGAGAGUACGUGGAUUUUAGUGAUGGGAGUCAUCACUUGACCGACCGUGGCCGCCUGCAGGCAAAGCUCACAGGUCAGCGGCUGCACGACAUGGGGGUACCGUGGGAUCAUGUCGUGGCCUCGACCAUGACGCGUGCUCAGGAGACAGCUAUGAUAAUACUGAAAGAGAUCAAUUUCGAUCCGCUGAAGAUGAAGCGAUGCGAACUGCUGCCCGAGGGAACGCCCUGUCCGGGUGACCCGCCACAACACCGUAGCGUCCGGAGAGUGCAAGAAUCAUUUCGCCGGGAUGGACCUCGCAUAGAGGCGGCGUUUCGGCGCUACUUCUUUCGCGCCUCUCCCGAACAAAAACAGGAUUCCUAUCUACUUGUGAUUGGUCAUGCCAAUGUCAUACGAUAUUUGGUCUGCCGUGCCUUGCAAUUUCCGCCGGAGGCUUGGACGCGCAUAAGUCUUAAGCAUGGCUCUAUUACUUGGCUAACUGUGUGGCCAUCUGGCUAUGUGACCGUAAAGUGUCUGGGCGACUCAGGUUUUAUGCCCGUCGAGCAGCUGACAAGCCGACGGCCUCAAAUCAAAGCACCGCAGGAUCAGCAGCAGCCGAAGGACUUGCAUAUGAUAGAGAAUGUCUAGGCCAGAAUGUAUUACCAAAAAUAUGAAAACAGUAUAAAAUUUGGCUUUCUUAUUGUA
Molecule: messenger RNA, 1083 nt
Organism: Scaptodrosophila lebanonensis
Lineage: Eukaryota; Metazoa; Arthropoda; Insecta; Diptera; Drosophilidae
Gene: Pgam5-2
Product: serine/threonine-protein phosphatase Pgam5, mitochondrial
Exons: 1
Coding region: 55-1026 (323 amino acids)
Biological process (GO): positive regulation of mitochondrial fission
Cellular component (GO): mitochondrion
Source: RefSeq, a predicted model, not a curated record